Molecule: messenger RNA, 1875 nt
Organism: Humulus lupulus (European hop)
Lineage: Eukaryota; Viridiplantae; Streptophyta; Magnoliopsida; Rosales; Cannabaceae
Exons: 4
Coding region: 1-1875 (624 amino acids)
Source: RefSeq, a predicted model, not a curated record
AUGGAUUGCAUCUACUCCAGGAAAUUUUAUGAGGAUAUUGGAAGGUGGCUGGGUUAUUUCCACUGGCCAGAUUCGUAUGAGGAGCUUAAUCGUUGGUGCUUGUUAACUAAGAAUAAUGUGAAGAACCAGAUUAUUAAUGCUGUGAUCUCGGCUUCCUGGGAAACCUCUUAUUACCGUGGGUGUCCAAAUUGGGUAAGUGUUGUCCUUAAAAAAGAAGCAACAAUUGUGAGAACUCGUGGAGCUUCCUCUAAGAAGACCCCUGCUUCUCAAUCCAGAAAGGUGCCCUCUCCAUCGCCCCCUCCAUCUGUGUCAACGGCGCCUCCAUCUGUUCCAGCACCUGCCUCAUCUGUUGGGAAGAUUUGCAAAUCCAAGGCGCGCAAGAAGGUGUUCUCCCUCUCUAAUGAACACCCCAUGGUGUUUCGUGAUAUCACAGCUGACAUUGUUGAUAUUGCACCACCAUCUGAAGUGGUGGUGCCCUCUCGAGCCAAGAACCCAUCUCCUCUUCCGAUUGAUUUGUCUCUGACGGCUAGGGCAAAAUCAAAAUCUGUUUCAUCUUCUUCCAAAGUUGUUGCUGCUGGGUUACUCAAACUGCCCUUGAAGCCGAGCCAGUCCAAGAAAAAUUCUGUGGCUCCCAAAAGGAAAUUGGGAUUGGACACGUCUUCUUCCCCCUUGACUGCUGCCAAGAAAAGAUUGAAGGCUCAUCCCCCUUCUCUGUCUUCCUCCGAAUCUGACCCCGAGGAAGGAAAGUCUGAAUCUAAAGCAACCCGUGAUACCACCUUAUCUGAUGAAAUGGUUCCUGACAAUGCAGAAUCAGAGGCUGAGUCUAAUGAGCGAGAACAAGAAGAAAUUGUCCCCUCUGAACAAGAAGCUGAAUCUGACUCAGAGCCAAUUGCAUCUCCUUUGUCAUCCAAGGCUAAAGAGAAGAGACCUAUUUCUGAUCCUACACCUUCUCCAAAACGUUCAGGUGUAAAUUUCAAACCUUAUUAUUCAACUUUUUGUUAUAAUGAUAAUGCUCGUGAUAUGGUUCUCUAUGCUCAAAGGAAAUUUAUCAUUGAGAGAAAUUAUAUCUUGAGUGAUCAUCGACCUUAUGGUGUGCUAACAAUGCUUCAAGAUCGAAAAUGGACAGGUUCUUUGGUUAAAUUUACUGGUUUUGUGGAUAGAAUAGUCAAGGAAUUCUAUGCCAAUCUUACUAAUGAAAUUAUUGAACCUAAAUCUCCUCUGUAUUAUAAAGUGUUUGUUAGGGGCCAUUGGUUCUCUUUUUCCCCUCAAGACAUUGCCCAUGCUUUGCAUCUUCCUCUUGAUGUAGAGGAAGAUGAUGAUCUUGCCACUCUUGACAGGGAUACGAUUAUCACUGAAUUAGUAGGGCAAAAAAUGGUAUGGCCAUCUAAUACAGUCAUCUCGGUCUCUAAUCUCACCUACACUUAUGCUGUCCUCCAUAAGUUUGCCACAACAAAUUGGAAGCUAACUUCUCACACCGCAACUAUCUCUUUUGACAUGGCUUCGUUUUUGUACAAGGUGGGGACCGGUAUUGGUAUAAAUUUGGCUAUGGUUAUUCAUGAUCAAAUCAUUGGGUUUCGAAAAGAAGACUUGGUGGCUCCCACUACUGCUGCUUCCUACAAGGCCUCUGCUCCUCCUACUAAAGCCACUGAUGCUCUAUCAACCAAGAAAGUCAAGCCCCAAUCUCUGAAGUUUUCCUCGGAUGACAUUCCUCAUGCAUCCUCCUCUGUUCCCACAGAUUCAGGACUUGUUGCUACAGAAAUAGCUGCUGUUCGAGCCUCUGUUGAUUCUUUGGCUGCUCGAGUGAUGUCCAUUGAAGGACUGCAAUGUUCGGUAUUGGAUGAUGUUCAAACUCUGUCCAAAGAUCCAGUCGUUUAG